Molecule: messenger RNA, 2313 nt
Organism: Acyrthosiphon pisum (pea aphid)
Lineage: Eukaryota; Metazoa; Arthropoda; Insecta; Hemiptera; Aphididae
Product: protein ANTAGONIST OF LIKE HETEROCHROMATIN PROTEIN 1-like
Exons: 3
Coding region: 229-1629 (466 amino acids)
Source: RefSeq, a predicted model, not a curated record
CAUUAUUAAGUACCUAUUUUAUAUUAUAUAAUUGGACGAACUCAGCGAACACGCUAUAUGUUUAAGGUAUAAGUCAUCUAUUGGUCAAUAGAAAAACUAAAAACCAACGAGGAAACUGCGUUUUACGAUAUUCUGGCAUAAUAAAGGCGGGUUCCCACGGCGCGUGGCUCGGCGAACUUCGCGCAACUCGGUUGUUGUACCGUAUGCUCGGCAUAUCACGAGCCUAAAAUGUCAACAGCAUUCCCACGGCGCGUGACUUGGCGAGCCACGAGCUUAUCCGAGCCGAUCAGAGUUCCUACAAAAUUAUUUAGACGCCAAAAGUCUCAGUUCAAAAUGAGUCGUUCUUUGGAUAACACGCAAAUUGCUGCUUGUGCAGCAGCGUAUAUUGUAAUUGUAGGCGGUGAUUAUUUAAAAGAAAAAUUAGUUGAAAAAGAAAAAACGAAAUCCUGCAAGGAAAGAAGAUAUUGGAUGCAUGAAGUUUACAAAAGCCGUGCUAGGUACAAUGCAACGGAUCUGUUAGAAGAUUUAAAACGGGGACCAUCUAACAAGUUUCAAAACUUCUGUAGAAUGUCUGCCACAGACUUUGAAUAUCUUAUUCAAAAAAUUGGUCCAACCAUAUGUAAAACUGAUACAAACAUGAGAAAGUGUAUUCCGGUUCAGGAAAGGCUAGCUGUUACCUUAAGGUUCUUAGCCACAGGAGAUAGCUUUAAGAGCUUGUCAUACUUGUUCAAGUUUUCAAGUCAAACUGUUUCCAGGUGUAUUCAAGAUGUUUGUAAGGCGUUAAAUCAGGAGUUGAAAAAUGAAAUCAUGUUGCCAAACAAUGAAAGUGGUUGGAAAAAUAUAGCAGCAGAUUUUUACGAUAAAUGGAAUUUUCCCAACUGCCUCGGGGCUAUUGACGGAAAACAUAUAGUGAUCCAGUGCCCUGCAAAUAGUGGAUCUGAAUACUAUAAUUAUAAGGGAACGUUUAGUAUUGUGCUUAUGGCUGUCGUGAACUCGGAUUAUAGUUUUACUUAUGUGGAUAUCGGCUGUCAAGGCAGAAUCAGUGAUGGUGGCGUACUUCGGAACACGUCGUUUUUUAAAAAACUGGAGACUGAUGAAUUAAUACCACAAGAAGGAAUACUACCUAAUACAAAUGUUUCAUUACCAUAUGUAUUUGUGACUGAUGAAGCUUUUGCCCUGAGUAAGAACAUAAUGAAACCUUACUCAGGAGUCUAUGAAAAUGGAAACUGCAAAAGAAUUUUCAAUUACCGACUUUCUCGAGCACGCAGAGUAGUUGAGAACGUUUUUGGAAUUAUGGCCUCAGUAUUCCGUGUAUUUAGAGGACCUAUACUUUUAGAGCCAGAAAAAGUUAGAGAUAUAACGAUGACUUGUGUAUUGUUGCAUAACUUCUUAAGGAAAAGCAGAUCAUCAAAUUCCAUAUACACACCACCUGGAAUUUUCGAUACUGAAAAUAAUGAUGGAAUUGUAAUACCAGGCUCAUGGAGGUCCGAGCAAAAUUGUACCAAAUCUAUGCUUCCAUUACAAAGAGUACCGAGAAAAUCUGGCCUUGAAGCAAAAAUGGUUAGGGAUCAGUUAGCUGAAUAUUUUAUGACAAGCGGAACGGUGGAAUGGCAAGAAAAUGCCAAAUAAUAAAUUUAAAUUUAAUUAUUAUUGCUUAUAUUUGUAAUAUACGUAUUUACGUAUUUGUAUUUACAUUAUUUAUUUAAUAUUAUUAUUAUUAUAUACACUAAUAAAAACAGCAUUAAUAAAAUAAAUUUAACAUAUUAAGAUACUUAAUAGAAGUAUUCAUUUUUUAAAGCAAACUAAAACUUAAAAAUAUUUAUGAUAAAUACAUUAGUAAUUAUUUCAUUGAAACUAUUUUAUUGAUUAGAUUUUUAUUCAUUUCUGCUAAUAACAUAGAGACUAUGAACAACUAAAAUUAACAUUUGGUUUAUGGUUGGUAGAAUUAUACAUGUCGAUACCGGUUACUACAUGUCUAAACCGGUGACUAGAGCAUCGUGAAUGAUUACUAUUUAUAUUUAUAUUUAUAUUCAUAUUUAUAUUUUCUGCAUUGGCCAUUGGCAUUUUUAACAUGCACAGGGCCGUACUUAGGAGAAUAUAAUUAUUGAAAUAUAUCAUAGUAUAAGUAUAAAAAAUAAUAAAUAAAUAUUUAUUAAUUAAAUAAUAUUUUUUAUAAGUAAUAUACAAUCUGUACCAAUAUUAUUUACAAUUACAUGAAACGGUUGAUGGAAGAAGCUACAGCAGCCUACGAAGUGUAUUAUCCAAAUAAUAAAAUAUAAUUAAACAAUAUAUAACUAAUUAAACUUACCUCUG